Molecule: messenger RNA, 2255 nt
Organism: Zea mays
Lineage: Eukaryota; Viridiplantae; Streptophyta; Magnoliopsida; Poales; Poaceae
Product: myosin heavy chain
Exons: 17
Coding region: 147-1823 (558 amino acids)
Biological process (GO): cytokinesis by cell plate formation
Source: RefSeq, marked validated
CAAGAAGAGCAAAAACUGAAAGCUCUCCAGCGGCGUCGCGAGCGUGCUCUCCCCCACUUCCUUCCCACUCUCCCUCGCCCCGGCAUCGCCAUCUCCGCGCCGCAGCCGCCCGCCCGCCGGCCCAGAUCCCACCGGCGAGCCGCAGCAUGGACCGUCUCCGGGCGGGAAGCCCCGUCUACGGGCGGCAGCGGAGCGGCAGCAGCACGGGCUCCUCCUCCCCCGGCGGCGUCUCCCCCUCGCACCACCGCUCCUCCUCCACCUCCUCCGCUGCCUCCGCCGCGGGCGCGCCCGGCACCUCCAACAUCCGCCGCACGCAGAACGUCGCCGCGCGCGCCGCGGCCGCGAGGCUCGCGCAGGUCAUGGCCUCGCAGAACGCCGCCGCGGCCGCCGGCGACGAUGACGACGACGAUGACUACCCGCCCCCGGCUCCUGGGAGGUUCGGAAGUGGAAGAGUGGCGCACGGCAGCAACGGCGUGUCCCUGCUUGGACGCUCCGCGAGAUCUCCCUCUCCUGCGUUAGGUCGGAAUAUUGUAGAGCCACCUCCUACGGCCCGCUCAUCAUCGGCAGGCAGGCCAGCUGUUGCAUCACGACCCACCACCACAGUGGUGCCGCCAAUCAAAACCAACACGACGCUGCGAACACCGUCCCCUAUUCCACCGGUGGCUGUGGAGCCUCCAGCGGAUCGCACUCGACCGAAAAGAUUUGAUGCAGCGCUUCAUAGCUCAAGAGAAUCAGGACUGAAAAGAGAGGCAUCUACACUUCACGAUGAGCUUGAUAUGCUACAAGAGGAGAAUGAAAGUGUUCUAGAAAAGUUGCGACUUGCUGAAGAAAGAUGUGAGGAAGCUGAAGCUAGAGCCAAGGAGCUUGAGAAACAGGUAGCUGCUCUUGGAGAAGGAGUAUCAUUAGAGGCUCGCCUCUUGAGCAGGAAGGAAGCAGCACUUAAACAGAGGGAGGCUGCGCUAAAAGCUGCAAGAGAAUCAAAGGAUGGCAGAGAUGGGGAAGUAACAACACUAAGGCAAGAACUUGAGUCUGCCAAAGAAGAGGUUGCAUCAGCAAUGGACCAGCUAAAGGAGGCAGAGUCUGAAACGAAGGCUCUCCGAUCUAUGACUCAGAGAACGGUCUUAACUCAAGAAGAAAUGGAGGAGGUUGUCCUAAAAAGAUGCUGGCUUGCACGCUAUUGGGGCUUAGCAGUUCAAUAUGGUGUGUAUCCCGAAAUUGCGGUAUCAAAGCAUGAACAUUGGUCAUCAUUGGCUCCUCUUCCUCUUGAGGUUGUUCUUUCCGCCGGUCAAAAAGCUAAGGAGGAACCUCGAAAACAAGGUGACAAUGUUCAAGGGAGAAAUAAACUUGCACGAGAAAUGAGUGAUGUAAUGGGAGAAGGCAAUAUAGAGAGCAUGCUUUCAGUUGAAAUGGGCCUUAGAGAGCUUUCUUCAUUGAAGGUGGAAGAUGCUGUUGUAGUUGCAGUUGGCCAACAUCGCAGACCUAGCAUAGUUCGUCAGUUCACAUCAGAUUUCAAAUCACCUGGUGAACCUAAAUACUUGGAGGCAUUUGAUCUUAGCCCAGAAGAGGCUGAAGAUGUUAGCUUUAAGCAGGCAUGGCUUAUAUACUUCUGGAGAAGAGCCAAAACUCAUGGUGUUGAGGAAGAUAUUGCUGAUGACCGGCUUCAGCUUUGGAUUGGUCGCAACGCACAAGCUCCAAAUUCUCAUGACGCUAUCGAUGUGGAGAGAGGUCUAACAGAGCUGAGGAAAUUGGGCAUAGAGCAGCAACUGUGGGAGGGCUCGCGAGCAGAUAUAGAUCAAGCUUCUUUGGCGAUGGAGAAUCAGUAAGAAUUUUCCACGGCUGUCUAUGCUUCGUGUAUCAUCCCAGUUUUGGAGAAACGGGAACUCCAUUUCCCAGCAGGUCUCGGCCCUUUGCAUCAUCAGGUAUCACAGUCACAGGAUUGUGCUCCGAUCUUGGGGUGUGACCGAUGGACUUCCGAUGAGUUUGUGUAGUGCAUGUGCAAGCCAUUCAUCUGUUGUUAUUAAAAUAGCUUUGUGAAAUGUGUAAUAGCUCUGCUUUGGCAAGAGAAACGAUGGCAACGACGACCCCACUUCCAGCAAUUGUGAAUUUUGUGAUUAUCCCACCUUGUUUGUUCUCUGCUGUCGAGCCCAACCUCUCCGCACCAGGGAACGUGUGUGUUCCUGCAACGGAUGAACGAAAUGGUUUUUGUGUAUCUCUGGGUAGUAUGAGUUCUGUGCAAAUGGUUCUGGAGUUUUCUA